Messenger RNA from Cornus florida, 820 nucleotides. RefSeq names its product ADP-ribosylation factor 1-like. The record is from RefSeq and is a predicted model, not a curated record. The transcript has 7 exons. Gene Ontology annotation, molecular function: GTP binding; GTPase activity. Gene Ontology annotation, biological process: intracellular protein transport; vesicle-mediated transport. Gene Ontology annotation, cellular component: cytoplasm. The coding region runs from base 85 to 630 and encodes 181 amino acids. NCBI's taxonomy places the organism in Eukaryota, Viridiplantae, Streptophyta, Magnoliopsida, Cornales, Cornaceae.
UAUAAACUCAUUGAUCCCUUCCAUUUCUCAGUCCUCUGAAGUCUGCACCUGUCUCUCCACUUCACAGUUUUUCCAUUUGCAGCGAUGGGUAUGGCAAUAUCUCGGCUUUUAAAGAUGCUCUUUGCAAAGAAAGAAAUGAGGAUUUUGAUGGUAGGUCUUGAUGCUGCUGGAAAAACAACCAUCCUGUACAAGCUGAAACUCGGAGAGAUUGUUACUACAAUACCUACCAUUGGUUUUAAUGUGGAAACUGUUGAAUACAAAAAUGUAAGCUUCACAGUUUGGGAUGUAGGAGGUCAAGAUAAGAUCCGCCCUCUAUGGAGGCACUACUUUCAGAAUACACAAGGUCUCAUCUUUGUGGUAGACAGUAAUGACAAAGAAAGAGUUUCGGAAGCCAGAGAUGAGCUUCAUCGGAUGCUGAAUGAGGAUGAACUACGCGAUUCAACACUGCUCAUAUUUGCCAACAAGCAAGACCUUCCAAAUGCCAUGAGUGUUUCUGAAAUCACUGAUAAACUUGGUCUGCAUUCACUCCGUCAGCGUCGCUGGUACAUCCAAAGUACUUGUGCCACCUCUGGCCAAGGGCUCUAUGAAGGUCUGGAUUGGCUAUCAAGCAAUAUCUCUAGCAAGGCAUAAUCUCAACUGCCAUUAAAGCUUUGGAAAAAAGGGACACCACAUUUAAGCAAGUUACAAAACUUCAUAUACCUUUGUCAUAUUGAAUAACUUUUACUUUGAUCAUAUUACUAUAAAUUUUGGAUGUAAUAUUGAAUAUAUAACUUCGACUGUGAUUAUAUUUCUAUAAAUUUUGAGUGUAAUAUUGAACAAA